ACAUCGCGAGAACUGGCCCUGGUGUGUUGUUUGCUAAACAUUAGCCUGAGAGCUAGCAGGACAAGUCAUCCUCCAUACUGUUUCUCCGUGUUUCGGACUGCGAUGGAGGCCCUCACAGCCGCAGAGGAGGCGGAGAGGCCGCACCAUCGACCAUUCCUCAUCGGGGUCAGCGGAGGAACCGCCAGUGGCAAAUCGACAGUGUGCGCCAAGAUCAUGGAGCUGCUGGGCCAGAACAAAGUGGACCACCGGCAGAGGAAGGUGGCCAUCAUCAGCCAGGACUGCUUCUACAGAGUCCUCACUGCAGAGCAGAAGGGCAAAGCGCUGAAGGGGCAGUACAACUUUGACCACCCAGGAGCCUUCGACAACGACUUAAUGUACAAAACGCUGAAGGACAUCGUGGAGGGGAAGGUGGUUCAAGUGCCAACAUAUGACUUUGUCACCCAUUCCAGGCUAGACGAGAGGAUCACGUUUUAUCCGGCAGACGUGGUGCUCUUCGAGGGCAUCCUCGUCUUCUACCCUCAGAAAGUGCGCGACAUGUUCCACAUGAAGCUCUUUGUCGACACGGACUCUGACGUCAGGCUGUCUCGCCGAGUUUUACGAGACAUGACCCGAGGGAGAGACUUGGAGCAGAUCCUGUCUCAGUACACCACUUUCGUCAAGCCGGCCUUUGAGGAGUUCUGCUUGCCUACCAAGAAGUAUGCAGACGUCAUCAUUCCGAGAGGCGUGGACAACAUGGUGGCCAUCAACCUCAUCGUGCAACACAUCCAGGAUAUUCUAAACGGCGACCUGUGCAAGUGGCAGCGCGGCGCCGUUAACGGCCAGGGGCGGAGCUUGAAGCGGGCCCUGUCGGAGCAGUGCGACCUGCAGAACGGAAAGAGGGUCCUGCUGGAGCCGAGCAGUCGUCCCCACUAGCGGCUACUUCGCGAAUGUUUUUCGUCACUGGUAUGGAUCUCACGUGCAUCCAUGUUUGGGCAGAUAAUAGAAAGCUUUUAGAUUUGUUUUAAGCUUUCGGUUGUGUCAAUACUAAUAUAUAUGAAUGAUAUUAAGAGGUUUUUUUUAACUUAUUUAAUGCCUUAAUCUAUUAAUGUUCACCUUCCCGUGCAACAAUAAAAGCACGACUACAAGAUAAUAAAUGUCUAAA
Entelurus aequoreus (snake pipefish) is the source of this 1141-nucleotide messenger RNA. It is a transcript of the gene uck1, whose product is annotated as uridine-cytidine kinase 1. Gene Ontology annotation, cellular component: cytosol; cytoplasm. The transcript is spliced from 7 exons. The record is from RefSeq and is a predicted model, not a curated record. Gene Ontology annotation, molecular function: ATP binding; kinase activity. Bases 103 to 912 code for a protein of 269 amino acids. NCBI's taxonomy places the organism in Eukaryota, Metazoa, Chordata, Actinopteri, Syngnathiformes, Syngnathidae.